Molecule: messenger RNA, 1095 nt
Organism: Homarus americanus (American lobster)
Lineage: Eukaryota; Metazoa; Arthropoda; Malacostraca; Decapoda; Nephropidae
Product: proline-rich protein 36-like
Exons: 4
Coding region: 1-1095 (364 amino acids)
Source: RefSeq, a predicted model, not a curated record
AUGUGGCGACCACCUAAGGGACAGACGCCCAUAGGUGCUCUUGACUCCCGAUCGUCCCACGGUCCCUCAGCCGGAAUUCUACCAACUGUAUUGAAGAACCUGUUACACUCUGUACUACCAUCUCCGACCUACUUUGCCUCUGUUGCCACCCAAAUAUUGACCCCUAACAGUUAUCUACUGCAAACAUCUACCAGCACACCUAAUGCUUCCACUGUUAUUCCUGCAGGCUCUUGCGGGGCGCCCCUCAGGCCCCCCCUUGGGCGCCUCAGCCCCCCCACCCCAGGCGCCUCAGGCUCCCCCUCUUGUGGCGCCUCAGGCUCCCCCCCUCUUGUGGCGCCUCAGGCUCCUCUUGUGGCGCCUCAGGCUCCCCUCUUGUGGCGCCUCAGGCUCCCCCUCUUGUGGCGCCUCAGGCUCUCUUGUGGCGCCUCAGGCUCUCUUGUGGCGCCCCUCAGGGCCCCCCAGGGCGCCCUCUGUGGCCUCUGUGGCGCCUCAGGCUCCCCCCAGGGCGCCCCUCAGGCUCCCCCCCCAGGCGCCCUCACCCCCCCUCUUGUGGCGCCUCAGGCCCCCCCUGUGGCGCCUCACCCCCUCUUGUGGCGCCUCACCCCCUUGUGGCGCCACCUCUUGGAGGCGAUUCCCCUCUUGUGGCGCCUCACCCCUCUUGUGGGGUCCCAGGCUCUCUUGUGGCGCCUCAGGCUCCCCUCUGUGGCGCCUAGGCUCCUCUUGUGGCGCCUCAGCCCCCACCUGUGGCGCCCUCAGGCUCCUCUUGUGGCGCCCUCAGGCUCCCCUCUUGUGGCGCCCAGGCUCCUUGUGGCGCCUCAGGCUCCCCCCCUUGUGGCGCCUCAGGCUCCCCCUCUUGUGGCGCCUCAGGCCUCUUGUGGCGCCUCAGGCCUCCCCCCAGUGGCGCCUCAGGCUCCCCCCUUGUGGCGCCUCAGGCUCCCCCAGGGCGCCUCAGGCUCUCUUGUGGCGCCUCAGGCUCCUUGUGGCGCCUCACCUCUUGCAUGGCGCCAGGCCUCUCAGGCGCCUCUCCCCUCUUGUGGCGCCCCCACCCCUCUCAUGGCGCCUCACCCCCUCUUGUGGCGCCCAGGCCCCCUCUAG